Molecule: messenger RNA, 3555 nt
Organism: Pristis pectinata (smalltooth sawfish)
Lineage: Eukaryota; Metazoa; Chordata; Chondrichthyes; Rhinopristiformes; Pristidae
Product: synembryn-A-like
Biological process (GO): G protein-coupled receptor signaling pathway
Cellular component (GO): plasma membrane; cytoplasm
Molecular function (GO): guanyl-nucleotide exchange factor activity; G-protein alpha-subunit binding
Source: RefSeq, a predicted model, not a curated record
UCCUCCCAUUGCUCUGAUGUCAGAGUAAAGUCACAGUGAGGUGGGGGGUGGAUUUUGCAAGAGAAGGAUUGAGCAGUCUGACAGUAGGGCACAAGCUCUCGUGUCUGGGCUACAGCCCUGGGGGAGACAACCAUGGAACUCGAAGCAUUAGUGGACAUCCUACAAAGUGGAGAGCAGGACACGGUACAGAACGCCCUGUUAGACUUCAACAAAGAGUAUGCUCAAUGCUUCUUCUUCAAUGCAGAGGCACGGGAGAGACGGAAGAGGAUCGGCGAGCUGAUGGUCAAGUUCCUGGAGCGGGACCUGCAGCCGUCCUGCCGCCUGGCCACCCUGGAGGCCGUGCGCAUCCUGUCCCGGGACAAGCACGCCCUGGCACCCUUUGCCAGCCGGGACACCAUGGGCACCCUGGCACGGCUGGCAGGCAUCGAGUGUGGUGAGGAGGAAGAGGCGGAGAGGAGGCCGCCAGACGCCGAGGUGGCCUGCGAGGCCCUCAAGUGCCUGUGCAACACGGUGUACAACAGCGCGGCGGCGCGGCAGGCGGCGGCCGAGCUACGGCUGCUCGGCGGCCUGGCGGGCCGCCUCAAGCAUGGCGGCCAGCUGAGGCCGAGGCCGGGGCUGGGCGGAGGAGGAGGAAGAGGAGGGCGCGACGCCCGCUUCUACGAGCUGCGGCUGAUGUUCCUCCUGACGGCGCUGAGCGUCGAGGCCCGCGUCCAGCUGGCCCGCGAACUGCGCGGCCUGGCCCUGCUCACUGACGCGCUGGAGGCCGCGCUGGGCCUCCGCUGGCUGGACGUGGAGAUGGAGGAGGAGGAGGAAGGGGCAGGGGAGGAGGAAGAGGAGGAGGAGGUGGCGGCGGCGGCGGGGCCAGGGCCGGGUGGCAGGAUCCUGAGGCGCCUGGAGACUGACCGAGCCAUGGAGGUCCUGAAGAUCCUCUUCAACGUUACCUUCAACACCAACAGGAGGCAGGUGGACGAGGAGGACGCAGCUCUCUACCGCCAUCUAGCAGCUAUCCUACGCCACUGUCUGUUGACUCACACUGAGAGCAAGGAGAGGACGCUGGAAUUCCAUGGUCACACAGUCAACCUCCUGGUCAACCUGCCCCUGGCGUGUCUGGAUGUGCUGCUCACCCCGAAGGUUGAGCCUGGUUCCGUCGAGUACAUGGGAUUGAAUAUGGACGCAGUGGCGAUCCUGCUGGACUUCAUGGACAAGAGACUGGACCGGGGCCUGAAGCUGAGGGAAACACUGACUCCCAUUCUCAGCCUGCUGACAGAGAGCUCGCGUUUCCACCGGGAGACCCGCAAGUUCCUACGCGCCAGGGUCCUACCGCCCUUGCGGGACGUGAGGAAUCGCCCCGAGGUGGGAGAAACCCUGCGUAACAAAUUAGUGCGCCUCAUGACGCACAUCAACACCGACGUGAAACACUGUGCCGCUGAGUUCCUCUUCGUCUUGUGCAAGGAGAACGUGUCCCGUUUUGUGAAGUACACCGGAUGGAACGCGGCUGGGCUGCUGGCAGCUCGAGGACUUCUGGGAGGUGGAAGAGGAGAAGGGGAGUAUUCUGAGGAAGAGGACACAGACACAGAGGAGUAUAAAGAGGCAAAACCCAAUAUCAACCCAGUGACGGGCCGGGUUGAGGAAAAGCUUCCGGAUCCCAUGGAGGGAAUGACGGAGGAACAGAAGGAAUACGAGGCCAUGAAACUCGUCAGUAUGUUCGACAAACUAUCCAGGGAACAGAUAAUCCAGCCAAUGGUGGUAGGCUGUGAUGAGCUCACACCAUUGGAUGAGACAGUACAGCAAAUGGCAGAACAGAUCUCCUUGCAUUCGGAUUCGGGACUUGGACUGAUACAACAAGAAGUUAAUGUAAAUAGUCACUGGAAACGGAAAUUGGUGACCUCGUAAAGAUGGGCCCUUGUUAGAGUUUGGGACCACGUGAUAUUCUGUGAAGAAAAAUCCCUUGAAGGGUAAAACACAAAACCAUUAGUUGUGAAAGAAGCUGAAUGGGCUCAGUAGGAUCCCUUUAGAAACUUACACUUGUGGAACACUUUCUGCAUCCCUUUCAGCAAUAUCCCUGAGCACUUUAUAGCCAGCAAAGAUUGUUCUGAAGUGUAAGUCACUGUUGUAAUACGGGGGCUUCCUGGGUUACGAAUGACCUGACUUACGGGAAUCCAACCUUUACGCAAAUUCUCCCGUACAUUUUUAAAGCAUUUUUCAAGGCGGUAUUAACAAUAAUGCAAUGUUUCAUGGUAUUCAUUAAUGACUGGAUACAGCACACUUUCCAUUAGUUUAAUUAUAGGUAACGUUAAGGUGAAUAUUUGAUCAAAUGAAAGGAUAUGUAUGUAUGUAAAAACAAGUAUAUGUAGAGCAAUACGAUAAAGGUAGCUUUAGAAAACAGACGUUUCUGACUUGGGAAGAAAUUGGCUUACAGACAGUUCUCAGGAACAGAAUCCUUAUGUAACCCAGGGAUUGCCUGUAUAGGAAAUGUGGUGCCUAAUGUGUGCUUAGCAAGCUCCCACGUACAGCAAUAUGAAAACAACCAAUCGAUUCCUGAGGAAUAAAUGUUAGCCAAGGAAAGCUCCCCUUCAGAAUCUUGACCACAAAAUUGAUUGCAUUCAUCUAUGAGGGAAUGUGGACCUCCUUUUAACAUUCCAUUUGAAGGUCAGCACCUCCAACAGUGCAGCACUCCCUCAGUCAUAAACUUAAACUCCAAACUUUCUGACACAGACUAACCCAGGCCUGACACUUCAGUGGGAUGUGAAUGUUAUCCCAAGAAGUUAAGAGAUCUCAGUCUCUUUCUCUUCUCACUCUGCAGGCUGCCUUGCAAAGUUAAUCAAAACAACAGCUCCAUAAUCCUGGUGUUGAAACUCAGCGGAGCCCCAUCCUGCUACCUGAGGUUACCAAUCUUCAGCUGCACAGUGUAGAGUCUCUAGCCGUUGAGCCUUCACGUCGUACCCUGUUGUUUCCGGUCACUGUUUGUCACGUUGUCCCUACCUCUUCCUGCAGAUAUUUCGCAGAGGGAUUGCCUGUUGCCUGGAAACUGUGACAUCCUGGCUUUCACACAUGGGGACAGAACUGGGCAUUUAGAUCUCCACAUCACAAUGUUUCAGGAUUCUGAUGUACAGCUUUGUAACUGGUUAAUUCCCAUAGAUAUAGCAGUCUGAAGUGUUAUUCUGAGAGCCAUUGUGCUCCUACAAUACUCUUGUGUUCUCAAGGUAGUAGAUUGCCCAAAUUUCUUUCCUACACUGGAUGCGGUUUGCCAUCUUCCAUUUGUGCACGGGAUGCUUAGCUGCACCAAAUAUCUCCAAGUGCAGAUGGUGACCACCCCACAACUCCCAUGAGGAAAGAAGUCCAGGAGCUUGGCUAUCAGCUUGGUAUAAGAACUAGCUUUGUAAUCACUAGGCAAGGAUUGCCAGCAGCAUUGGAGCUAAUUCCCACAUGGACCAGCAAGAAUUAAGAAUGGGACUUUAUUAUCUUUUGAACUUUAUACAGUAGAUGUACAGCUCAUCCUGUUUGGUCAAACGUAUUUACUUUGUUACCGUGGAACUUAAUAAACAGUUGAACUUU